Molecule: messenger RNA, 2859 nt
Organism: Trichoderma harzianum CBS 226.95
Lineage: Eukaryota; Fungi; Ascomycota; Sordariomycetes; Hypocreales; Hypocreaceae
Exons: 3
Coding region: 1-2859 (952 amino acids)
Biological process (GO): protein deubiquitination
Cellular component (GO): cytosol; nucleus
Molecular function (GO): cysteine-type endopeptidase activity; cysteine-type deubiquitinase activity
Source: RefSeq, a predicted model, not a curated record
AUGAAUGGCGGCUAUGUCCCUCCCCCAGGCGCAACUGCGCCGCUUCCUCACAUCGAGGAUAUGGUGGCCUUUCCCCAGGAUAUCAACCGAAACCAAACGAUGAAGUAUCUGCUCGAGCAGGCUGAAACAACGCUGGCAAAGUCUGAAAUGGGCCGUGAAUUUGGGAAACCUGCCCUUGCCUUCAGAGACUACGUCAAAGCCUCGGUCAUUGCCGUGCAAAUCAUUCCCUCUCACCGUGAAUAUGUAGAAUUAAAAAGCCAUGCGAGUCCAGAAACACGACAACCUGUCAAUGGACAGCAACCCGAGGCUCGUACGAACGGCUCACCGGGGAAGGUCAAGCCUACUGUGCACCCCAAGCCUCAAUCUUUAGCUGGCCAUGCCAUCAAGACCGGGCAUACCCGGGCCGCCUCCGCUGCCUCCGCCAUCUCCUCGACUCAAGCCAUGUCGGAUCUUGCCGCACGAUUUGCCAACCUACGAGGCCCUCAGCCUUCUCCGGGGCAAGAUCCUCGCAUCAAGACUCACCAGAUUGUCCCGCCGCCAAGCAGACCUGCCGGGCCCCGAGAUAUGCCACCGCCGCGCCCUAAAAUAUCAUUAGAUAGCGCAAUCCCGGCACUGCCAAAGAUGCCUGAUGCGAUUUACAGUCCUGCGCGAGGUAGCAUAUCUGGAGAGUCCGCUCGUCUUCCACCUAGCACGCCACGAGGUCCUUACAGCCGUGCCGGGUCAAUUGUAUCCAUUGGCAGCGCGACAACCACUCCUUUACCGCAGCAGCAGCAGAGCAAUGACUAUUUUUCAGCCCAAUCACAAAGCUCUUCUAGAAACGGAAACAUUGAUACUCCAUACCCCCCAGAGAGUGGUUUCAAGAUUCCGGAAGGGGAUAGAAUUACACCUGAAGAGCUCUUUGAAGCCAUGAAAGCAAAGGGUUCUAUUUUAAUCAUAGACGUCCGUGCUCGCGAGGACUUUGAUGAGGGCCACAUCAUGUCCUCCUCCACAAUAUGCAUUGACCCCAGUAUACUUUCCAGGCCGAAUAUUUCUGCCGAUGAAAUAGCUGAGAGCCUGGUCCUAUCCCCAAAUCAGGAGCAGAUUCAGUUCGAAAGACGAGCCAGUUACGAUUUGGUGGUAUUCUAUGACCAGUACUCAGAAAAGAUUCCCUCUCCUUGGAAUACCGAAGAGGCAGCUCUUUUGUCUCUACAUCGCGCCUUGGUACACCUCAGCUACGGACACGAGCUGCGAAAUUCCCCCAAACUGCUCAAAGGCGGGUUGGACGCAUGGGUCGAUCUUAUGGGCUCUGCUUCUCUGCAGUCGACGGCUCCGCCCAAACCCAAGAAGAUUUCUUUAGUUCGACAGGGUCCAUUCCAGCGUCGGCCGUCUCAAUAUCUGGGGAAGCCACUGAGACCGGACAUUGUCAAAGUCUGGCAACAGGCUGUAGAGAUUGAAGAAAAGGAGACCGAGACGGCGACAGAGCAGGCCUUUCACCGCUCAACCGAGUCUUUCUUGCGGAGGUUUCCUUCUUUGUCUCUGCAGGAAUCAAUGACGUCCCCCACCAUUGUUGAACAAAGGACCCCGGGCUAUGGCUCGUCUCACCAGGUUGACCUCUAUACCGACCUGCCUUCUCCUCCCACAAGGCCAGCUCCAGCAUUACCACGAUUAAGUUACAGCAGUCUAUCUCAGACGGUCGAAGAACAUGACAUGUAUGACGAACCAGCUCCGACACCACCGGCCCCGCCACCUUCUGAGAAAGUCUUUUACACCGGUCUAAACAACCCUCACAAUUGGUGUUAUGCAAACAGUACUCUACAGUCAUUAUUGGCGUCGCCCAAUUUUGGGAGAGAAUUGAGCAAUUCGGAAUGGGUUGAGAGAUACUCGGCCCCAAGAAAAGACGAUGAGAAGAUUGAUCAACCCCAGUUGAUGAUUAAAAUAAUAUCAAAUCUAUUCCAUUGGAUGACGACGGGAAAGUUCAAAACCAUGAAGGCUCAGACGCUAAUGGACUAUUCCCUCCAUCUUUGCCAGCACAGUCAAACCAUCUCCAAGUUUGGUGGCAAUGGGCAACAGGACGCUCAAGAAUUCAUGUCCUUUUUAUUAGACUACCUCCACGAUGAAACCAAUUCUCGCCGGAACCUCAAAGGCAACAUCCCACAGCCAAGCACGAUUCCUCAAGCACGCUUACAGGCCGCUGUUGAGUAUUGGAAGAAUUACCAAGAACUGAAUCGAUCCAUUGUUGAUCGCUACUGGCGUGGUCUUGAGCUCUCAACAGUCGACUGCCAACGAUGCCAUAAGCAGACACACACAUUCUCAACGUUUGACUUGGUCUUCGCGCCUGUCGGUAAGAAUCAAGAUAUUACUCUCGAGGAUUCCUUCCGAGAGCACAACGUUGUCAACACGCUCGACAACUUUGCAUGCGACACGUGCAAGAGAAACACAAAGGCUAUGCAAACCACCUGCUUUGCCCGUAUGCCUCCCUUGCUGUGCCUGAGCUUCCGCAGGUUUGACUUUGACAAAUCUGUCGGAGACAUAAAGAAGUCGACGAGAAAAGUCACUUGGGACUUUAACGAGAUCGACCUCACUCCGUAUUUCAUGCGGACAGGCGAGAAUUCGAGCGACAGGGCUUUUUCGGGGCCGUUCAAGUAUCAGUGCUACGCUGUUAUUGUUCACAGCGGCAGCAAGACUGACAAUGGGCACUAUUACGCUUAUGUGCGGGACUCGAGCACUCAUGAUCAGUAUGCGUGGUACCGCUGCGAAGAUAGCCAGGUCACCAAGGUGCGGAUCGGCACCAACGAUGCCACUGACUACAAGGAAAACGUGUUUAGAUCUGGACGAGACACGGUUCCUUAUCUGGCGUUUUUCAGGAGGAAAGAUAGCUGA